AUGUCCGCUCAACCAGACUUCUCGGCUCUGUGGGAGUUCGGAGUUCAUGAAUUGAACUACUUGCUGGACCAGUACCACGAGCCUGCCGGCGAAUGCAAUGAGCCUGGUAUUUACAACUACUACGAGAAUCACGCAGACUCCACAUUACUGCAAUCCUAUCUCGCCGCCCCUGCGUACAUCAAUCAGUACGAUUCCUACAGCGGCGUGUACGGCCCUUUCCAUGAGUCCCUCAGUCUUCCCUGCCAGCCCCUGCGACCUGACUACCCACGACAUACUCCCGAGUUGUACCAGGAGGCUCUGGGUGGCGACGAUGCUACUUCGUACACGCCAGAACCUCCGACUCCCGGCACGAUCGACGCCACAGCCUCCUCGCUCCCUGCACAGCUUGUGAAUCUCCCACUUUACGAGCCCGAGGAAGUCCUUAAUGUCAGAAGAUCUUCCUACUAUGAGCCGUUCAACAAGUCCGAAGUAGUGAUCUACAACGACGCCGUGCCCGCUGUCGAGACAUUCAACUACCAUGCCUGUGCAAAACAAAGAAGAAGCAGGCAUGAGCUUGCAGCAGCGACCCGCCAACUGGAGGAGCCUCAGACGUACAAGCACGAAGCUACGGAUAGUUAUCUGGCACAACCAUGUACUCAACUCAUUUUUCCAGACGGAGCGCAGUCGAUCUCCGCGGAACCAGCCGCGCUUGAGCUCGAGAUUCCUCCGUUUAUCAUCCCGUCGCAACCUCGGAGAGUAGAAGUAACCCCAACGAAGCAAGAACAAUAUGACACUCUGCUGCCAACAAACGCACCCAAGCCUCUUCGCGCACCGAAAUCGCGCGCGGCACCUGUCACCGUGGAGUUACCAUACCCUACGCAAGCCAGUAUCGUCACACCGUCGCAGAGCGCGCAGCCGGAUACAAUAAAUCCAUCUCUCCUGCUGACCGAGGCCGCGUGCGGGCUAGGGAAGGUGAUGUACUCACCUUUUUCAAUGCAGCCCAUGUCGGCGUCGCUGUACGGACCGGUACCGUCGGGUGUUCCCCGCGUGAAGAAGCGGUUCAAGCGCGGUACCGCGGUCGCGUGUCUGUUCUGUCGCAAGAGAAAGAUCGCGUGUGGAGGAUCGGUGCAGGGUAGCAGCGACAAGACAUGUAUCCAAUGCUCGCGCCGCAACCAGAAGUGUGAAUACCCACCGUCUGCGGACUGCAGCUACAUGUUCAGGGAGGUUCCAGACGACUCUGGCCGCAUGAUCCAUAUCAUGCCUGAAGAUGGGGCCUGA
This is a messenger RNA of Sparassis crispa, 1257 nucleotides long. RefSeq lists its product as hypothetical. NCBI's taxonomy places the organism in Eukaryota, Fungi, Basidiomycota, Agaricomycetes, Polyporales, Sparassidaceae. Gene Ontology annotation, biological process: regulation of DNA-templated transcription. Gene Ontology annotation, molecular function: zinc ion binding; DNA-binding transcription factor activity, RNA polymerase II-specific. Bases 1 to 1257 code for a protein of 418 amino acids. The record is from RefSeq and is a predicted model, not a curated record. The transcript is spliced from 5 exons.